This is a messenger RNA of Penaeus indicus, 2575 nucleotides long. RefSeq names its product ELMO domain-containing protein 2-like. The transcript has 8 exons. Lineage: Eukaryota; Metazoa; Arthropoda; Malacostraca; Decapoda; Penaeidae. The record is from RefSeq and is a predicted model, not a curated record. Gene Ontology annotation, molecular function: GTPase activator activity. The coding region runs from base 184 to 1128 and encodes 314 amino acids.
CAGUGACGCAAGCCUUGUUUACGCUCAGCCUUUGCUCGCCACGAAAGUACGCUCCGACUCUCUCGUAUUUACGCUCUUCUCCUCCAGGGACUCAAAUAUACGGCCGUCUCGUGACUCAUAUUAACACUCGCUGCUGACUCUCAUGUGAAGGGGUAAAUCACUCAUUCGUGGCCACUUGACACGAUGAAGUUUCCUUUAGGAUUAUUCAAUGUAGUCUGGAGCACACUUUACUGGUGGUUUCGGCCCCUGAUGAAGUGGGUCCUGAGACGCACCACCAGACUGUGUGAGCUGCAACGAAUUUGCUAUGGGGAGUGGAAGGGAGCACAGAGGACUAAUGGUGUUGAAUUUUCCCUGAAUCACAGCCGUUCGCCGGAUAUCCAGAAAUGCAUGAAGUACAUGGAGAACAAGUGUAUUGAGCGCACCCUUAAGCCAGACCUCAUCUACUACGCUGUGUUCGCCAUUGUACGCAUCAAGAAGAUCAACACCAAAGUGCACAAAAAGUUCUCAGACAUUCUAUGCGAGUGCCUCACACAGAUCUGGGGAUAUCGGCAAUUGCUGGCAGAAAUCGAAGCUGUUCGUCAAGAGGCCUACAACAUAGAGAAUGCAGGGCAUGAGGCCAUGCUCAUGAGGCUAUGGGUGGCUCUCAUGCCAGGCAUGCCUUUGGAGGCAAGAAUAACAAAGCAGUGGCAGAUGAUAGGAUUCCAGGGCGAUGACCCGCGGACAGACUUCAGAGGCAUGGGCUUGCUGGGCCUGGAAAACCUCUUAUUCUUUGCUGAAGAACACAACUCUGCAGCGCGACACGUGUUAGCAAGGUCUCAGCAUCCAAGAUACGGUUACUCCUUUGCAAUUGUGGGGAUCAACAUCACACACAUGGCCUACAACCUGCUCCGUUCUGGAGAUGCAAAGAAUCACUUUUAUAAUGCGUGUAAGAGGUUUCCUGAGCCACGGGUAUUCCACCAGUUUUACAGCUACCUCUUCUUCUCAUUCGACGACCUCUGGCGUCAGGAAAAGCCUCGGGACAUGAUGGAGUUCUCACGAGUUAGAGACAAAUUCGAAGCUCAGGUGAAACAAAAACUUAAGAACCCAACCACUUUUUUCAAGUGUGAGUUUGUUUUAGAAAACAUUUGAUGUGUGAAAACCAGAUUGUGGUGCCAUAUGAUGAUUAAAGAGGUCAGUAAAAAUCACAUAUUUGUGUGAUGUUACUAAUGGAGGAUCUUUUCUAAAAAGGAAAUUCUGUUAUUAUGGUAUUUUGUUACCUUUCAUAUUCUAGAUAUUCUAGCAUAAGAGUUGACGUGAAAUAUUUCUCUAUACGAAUGAAGACGGAAGUGAUGCAGUAGUUUUUGAUCCAAUUUCUUUUUUUAAUAUAUGCUCACUAUUACAAAAUUAAAGUUUUUGUAAUAACUGAAAGUGAGAUGGAUGUAAAAGUUUUAGGGAAAAUGAGACGGGAGAAGAAUAGAUUGCAAGAAAAAAAAUUUAAUCAUAAGAUAAUUAAAACAAAUUAUGGAGGGGGAAAUUGAAAAAAAAUAUAUUUAUAUAUGCUUUAAUAUAUAUUUUGGUUGUCUGGUCCUCUCUUAUAUUUCACUGGGUAUAGAGACCUAGGGAUUUAAAGAUGAGAAAAAAGGAAGAAUAUCAACUUUAAUGACCAGUAUUUUUAAGGAUGUAAUUUGUUUUGCUUUUUAAUGCAUAGUGUCACUGCACAAAUAUUUGUGAUAUGCAUAUGAGAUUUUAAAGAGUUGUUCUGAAGCACAGAAGUUUACAUAUAUGCCAGCAUACAAGUUGAUCCAGCAUAGAAGUCGACCCCUAAAAUUUCUGUAAUGCAGGUUUAGCCCUCUAUUUGCAGGAUAAGAUGCCUCCCCAAAAUAAAGCAGCUCCACUUUUGCACCACUAUUGUAUUGGAAGAAGAAAACUACAAUUUCUCAUAAACAAUUCUAAGAUAUUUUUCUUCUAAAACAGUAGUUGCAAGUGAGUUCUAACACACCUUACUUAAUGAACGUAACGUGCCCAAUAUUUUUUGUUAAAAACAUGGGUUUCAAUAGGAAAUCAUUCAGCAUUCAAAUUAACUCCUAGUUUUAGAGUGAGAUUUUUACGUUUCGAAUGUUGACUUAUAUGCAGGCAUGUAUGGUGAAUGUAAAAACAUACACUCAUUAUAAAGGUUGUAAGUACAGAUUAUAUUUAUUAUAGUCAGAUUGGGUUAAACUUGAAUCUAGAUUAAAUCAGUUGACAGAAGUAUAUCUUACACUUAUUCCUUAGUUUCAGGACCUUCACUUGCCCAUGAUUAAGUUUUUAAUUGGACCUUUUUUGUUACAGAUUGUUACUCUUAUUGUUACUUUCCUAUUUAUUUUACUUACCCAUAGUAAUUUUUUAUUAUUAUUAUUCUAUAGUUUUCUCAUUAUAAAGAUUUAUAAAGUAAUGAAAGUAUGCAGUAUUGGGAUAACCGGGAAUGACAAGGGAGAAGCAGAAGAGUUUGUGAGUUGUUGGCCUCCAUGGUGGACAGACGAGUUUGCCUCGGCUCUCUGCCCUCUCCCCACCUACCUCCCUCAGCUAAGGUUUAAACAACUCAAUACAUACCUGUCUU